This is a messenger RNA of Opisthorchis viverrini, 1118 nucleotides long. RefSeq lists its product as hypothetical. The record is from RefSeq and is a predicted model, not a curated record. Lineage: Eukaryota; Metazoa; Platyhelminthes; Trematoda; Opisthorchiida; Opisthorchiidae. Gene Ontology annotation, biological process: cytoplasmic translation. Gene Ontology annotation, molecular function: GTP binding; GTPase activity. The coding region runs from base 1 to 903 and encodes 300 amino acids. The transcript has 9 exons. Gene Ontology annotation, cellular component: cytoplasm.
AUGAAAUCUGGCGAUGCACGCGUAGCUUUAAUAGGUUUUCCUUCUGUCGGAAAGUCAACUUUGUUGAACUCUCUAACCUCAACUCACAGCGAGUGCGCAUCCUAUGAAUUCACAACAUUAACUUGUAUCCCUGGGGUGAUAGAGUACAAUGGAGCUAAUAUUCAGCUGUUGGAUUUACCUGGAAUUAUCGAAGGGGCCUCACAAGGCAAAGGUCGUGGUCGUCAGGUGAUCGCAGUCGCUCGUACAGCUGAUUUGGUCAUUAUCAUGCUAGAUGCCACGAAGCCUGACAUACACAGAACUUUGCUGGAGCGUGAGUUGGAAGCUGUCGGAAUUCGACUGAACAAACGCAAACCGAACAUAUACUUCAAGCAAAAGAAAACUGGAGGACUCAAAAUAACCUCCAUGGUUCCUUUGACGCGGAUAAAUGAGAAGAUGACUCAGAUGAUUUUGCAGGAGUAUAAAAUAUUCAAUGCUGAGGUAAUAUUCCGCGAGGACUGCACGCCCGAUGAGUUUAUAGAUGUUGUGUCUGGGAACCGCGUUUACAUGGGCUGCCUUUAUGUAGGUUGUCCGGUUACUCCUCAUUCUCCUCAGGUAUAUAAUAAGAUUGAUCAAAUAUCACUUCAAGAAGUGGACCGAUUGGCACGAGAACCACAUUCUGUCGUUGUCAGUUGCAAUCUCAAGUUGAAUCUGGACUACCUGCUUGAGAAACUCUGGGAACAUUUGGACCUCAUACAAGUUUACACCAAAAAGCGUGGCGGUAAGUCCCAGUUCCUGUUUCACAUGGCUAAUACGUCCCUCCACAGAACGACCGGAUUUAGAAGAAGGACUUAUAUUGAGGAACGGCGCAACGGUCGAGCAUGUGGUAAGCACGUUCAGUCGCAGUUGUUAAAUCUGCAUCCUUAGUGUCACAUGAUCCAUCGGUCGUUGGUAUCCCAAUUCAAGUGUGCACUUGUUUGGGGCUCAAGCGUCAAGUUCAGUCCGCAGCACGUGGGUCUAAAUCACGUCAUGCACCAUCACGAUGUUAUUCAAGUGAUUAAAAAAUGAGGACCCUUCUCCACUGUUCCUUCUUCGACUGCUUUCCGAUACCAAUGGCUUUCAUAUAGUUCAAUAAAACGGCA